AGGGUUUCAGUAUAAAUCAGAAUUUUAAGCUCCCUUUUCCUCUCACUCUCCAAAUCUCCCACAACAGCUCGCCUAUUGCAGCCACAGAAAACCCUAGCAGGGAAAGGUGAAAUGGCGACAGUUCCAGGGCAGUUGAUUUGGGAGAUUGUGAAGAAGAACUCCUCCUUUCUCGUGAAGGAGUUCGGGAACGGCACCGCCAGUGUGCAGUUCAGCAAAGAGAGCAACAAUCUCUACAACGUCAACUCCUACAAGCACUCUGGGUUGGCAAACCACAAAACAGUUACUAUUCAAGGAGGCAAAGAUAAUGCAGUGGUGCUUGCAACAACAAAGACCAAGAAACAGAACAAGCCUGGUAGUUUGCUUCACAAGUCUGCCAUGAAGAAGGAGUUUCGUCGGAUGGCAAAGGCAGUUUCAAAUCAGGUGGGAGAUAACUACUACAGACCAGAUCUAAAGAAAGCAGCUCUUGCAAGGUUGAGUGCUGUGCACAGAAGCCUUAAGGUGGCUAAAUCUGGUGUCAAGAAGAGGAACAGGCAGGCUGUUAAGAGCUGCGGUAGGAAGUGAGUUUCUAGUAGGGUGUGGAGAUGACAUGAGCAGGCUUCUCCUUUUCCAUCAAUAUUUUUGUCAUUUUCUUGCAUUCUGGACCCCCAAAGCUCUUUUUUUACCUUUCAUUUUCCUUGGACGAGGAAAGUUGGUUUUGGUUUUGUUUUGUUUGAAUUCCUUUUAUCAGGAUGUUAUAGUUUACCUAGUGGCCAGAAUUAAAAUGACUGUUUAUUUGAUUUAAGAUAUGGUUGCUUUGGGUUCUUACACUCA
Vitis riparia (riverbank grape) is the source of this 810-nucleotide messenger RNA. RefSeq names its product 60S ribosomal protein L28-2-like. Gene Ontology annotation, cellular component: cytosolic large ribosomal subunit; ribosome. Gene Ontology annotation, biological process: translation. Bases 112 to 561 code for a protein of 149 amino acids. Lineage: Eukaryota; Viridiplantae; Streptophyta; Magnoliopsida; Vitales; Vitaceae. Gene Ontology annotation, molecular function: structural constituent of ribosome. The transcript is spliced from 4 exons. The record is from RefSeq and is a predicted model, not a curated record.